AUGAUUCUCGAUGGAUCUUUUUUCAUUGCGGUAAAGCCAGGAACGCAUUGCCAAAUAUGCUUCGGUUCGCCCGUUGGUACCUCUCCGCGGCUUGAAAGAAAGUUCAACUUUCAUCGUCUGGACGAGUCUAGCUGGGCACUGUAUCUACCACAUUUCGCCCCAGGGCAGGGUGACGCCGGUAGUGGGCCUUGGCCAACCCUCGACGAUUUGGCAACCCCGUGCCUUUCUCUCAGUUUGUCUUGGUGUUUGCUCACGACGGCUAUUGAAAGCAACUAUCAAGCCGUCAGCCGUCGCCCUUUUGAGACCCCAGACAACAAGGAACCCCACAAUUGUAGAGAGGGCACCAGUCUGUCUCGAAUGAAUCCGGAUUUGCGGCCGUCUUGGUUCCAGAGCUUCUCUGCACCCUUCAGCGACCAGUCAGUGAGCGGUCGUCUGGACUUCUGCCGACCCAUUCGUUUGGGCUGA
Fusarium graminearum PH-1 is the source of this 465-nucleotide messenger RNA. RefSeq lists its product as uncharacterized. Lineage: Eukaryota; Fungi; Ascomycota; Sordariomycetes; Hypocreales; Nectriaceae. The record is from RefSeq and is a predicted model, not a curated record. The transcript has 2 exons. Bases 1 to 465 code for a protein of 154 amino acids.